Hypomesus transpacificus is the source of this 6995-nucleotide messenger RNA. It is a transcript of the gene rbm12, whose product is annotated as RNA binding motif protein 12. Gene Ontology annotation, cellular component: ribonucleoprotein complex; nucleoplasm. The coding region runs from base 129 to 2723 and encodes 864 amino acids. The record is from RefSeq and is a predicted model, not a curated record. Gene Ontology annotation, molecular function: RNA binding. The transcript has 8 exons. Gene Ontology annotation, biological process: regulation of RNA splicing. Lineage: Eukaryota; Metazoa; Chordata; Actinopteri; Osmeriformes; Osmeridae.
GCACAAGCGAGAAGAACACGGGGUGGAGAGGACGUACGAGAGCGUCUCAGUUAUUUAAAUAAGAUCUGUUAAUUGACAGAUAUUUCGGUGUGUAAAGGCCAGGGCCAGCUGACAGGUGUGUAGUGGUGAUGGCGGUGGUUAUCCGCCUGCAAGGCCUGCCCAUCGUGGCGGGCACCAUGGACAUACGGCACUUCUUCUCCGGCCUCACCAUACCGGAUGGGGGGGUUCACAUAGUGGGGGGGGAACACGGUGAGGCCUUUAUGGUGUUCGCCACGGACGAGGAUGCCAGGCUAGGUAUGAUGCGUACAGGUGGGGCUAUCAAGGGCUCCAAAGUGUCCCUCCUGCUCAGCAGCAAGACUGAGAUGCACAACAUGAUCGAAUUGAGCCGCCGCCGUUUCGAGACGGGUAGCGGUGAGACCGCCGCCGGUAAUGGCAGCCGGCCGGGAGGACCCCCCGCCAGCACUGCUGGGAGUGGGAGGGGCUUUAGCAACACCACCACCGCCACCACUGCACCCUCUGGCCAUGACAGCGGUGGCAACAAGAACCCAUCCACUUAUGCCUCCUCCUCCGGCAGCAUGCCGCCAAGCUUCAGCAACAACUACAGCAGCCCCGCAAUCACCACUCUGGCCUCCCACAACUCCGGCCCUCCUCCCAUCCCCUCCCUGCCCCCCAUGCCUACCAUCCCUCCCAUGCCAGUCCCUCCUCCCGUUUCCUCCCUCCCCCCUAUCCCGAGCGUUUCACCCCUCACCCAGGGGCCACCUGUACCCCCUAUGUCCCAUCUUGCCCACAUGUCAGCCAUGCCUCCCUUUAACCCUGGCGUGCCACCCCCUGGUGGCAUGACCCAAGGCCUGCCCUUGGGGACGCCAAACCAUAUGUUCCUUGGCCAUAUGAACCCCCUGGCCUCCCUCAAUCUGCAAGCCCACAUGAAAGCUGCCGUAGGGGGUGCCGCAGGUCUUGGCGGGCCACCGGUAGGUCUUGGGCCAGAUGAUCUGUAUGCCCACCUCCAAGGACUUCCCUUCACAGCCACAGAGAUGGACAUUCGAGAUAUGUUCCAGGGCCUGGGGCUCGACUCCAUCCGCCUACUGAGGGACAACAUGGGCCGCAGCAGUGGCCGAGCCCUGGUCAAGUUCUUCUCCCCCCAGGACACAUUUGAGGCGGUUAAACGCGGUGGUGCCCUCAUGGGCCAGCGAUUUGUGGAGAUCAGCCCCGCUUCUGAGCGACAGUGGGCAAGCGUUGGUGGCCCAGCCCACUCCAAACCCAACAACAACCAGCAGGAGUCCCAGGACCAACAUCGCCGUGGCAGCAUGACGUCGGCCUCACCCGGGGGCCGGGGGGAGCGUGGGCGGUCCCGCUCUCCACAAAAGCCGGAGUUCUGUGUUUACUUAAAAGGCCUGCCUUACGAAGCAGACAAGAAGCAGAUAUUCGACUUCUUUAAGAACUUGGAGAUCGUAGAGGACAGCCUGUAUAUCGCCUAUGGUCCUACCGGCCGUGCCACAGGGGAAGGCUUUGUUGAAUUCAAAAAUGAGAUGGACUACAAGGCAGCCCUCGGUUCGCACAUGCAGUACAUGGGCAGUAGGUUCAUUCAGGUCCAUCCCAUCAGCAAGAAAGGAAUGUUCGAGAAGAUUGACUCCAUCCGUAAACGCAUGCAGGGCUCCCAGGGUGAACAGAAGAACAGCUCCGACCCAGGCAAGGGUGCCAGGAACUGUGGCCACAUAUCCAACAUCCCCUACAAUGUGUCAAAGAAGGAUGUACGCCUGUUUCUGGAGGGGGUCGGGGUGUUUGAGGACAGCCUGAAGGUUCUAGUGGACGGGAACGGUAAUGGAUUGGGCCAGGCUGUGGUGCAGUUCCGUUCCGAAGACGACGCUCACAACGCCGAACGGCUCCACCGGCAGAAACUGAACGGCAGGGACGCCUUCGUGCACCUGGUCACCUUUGAGCAGAUGAAGGAGAUCGAGAGAAAUCCUCCACCCCAGGUCAAGAGAGGGCAGGGGAAGGUUCAGGGUCAGGGCAGCUCCCAGGUUCAGGUUCACGCACAGGCCCAUGCACAGGCCCACGUUCAGGCCCAAGCGAACCCUUUCGGCAUGACAGGAGAAGAGUUCAACUUCCUCAGAAACACAGUAGGGAACUUGAACAAUGGGCCAUUCGUAGGCCCGUUUCCAGGCCCAGGUAAUGGCCUAGCAGGGCCCCCUCCACUGCCCCCCCUGGCAGCAGGUCUGGGGGACGUGGGUCUAGGCCUGCCCCCUCCCCUGGUGGGACACAUGCCAGGCCCUAUUCUGGAACCUCCAGGGUUCCGGCCUGGCAAUUCUAGUGGCCCUCCAGGUUUUGGCCAGCCGCCAUUUGACAACAAUUCUAGAAAGAAUGGAGGCCAGGGGCGAGGGGGUGGGAGUGGAGGGGGAGGACAGGGUCGGGGUGGGGGAGGAGUACCGGGAUCUGACCCCCUCAGAGGACAAGGGGCCGCAGGGCCAGGAAACCCCCGCGGUGGGGGACCCACCAUCGUCAAGAUCCAGAACAUGCCGUUCACGGUGACUGUUGAUGAAAUCAUGGACUUCUUCUACGGAUACCAGGUGCUCCCUGGGUCUGUUUGCCUACAAUUCAGUGAAAAGGGCCUGCCCACUGGGGAAGCGAUGGUGGCUUUCGAGUCCCACGACGAGGCCAUGUCUGCCGUCAUGGACCUCAAUGACCGCCCGAUAGGCGCCCGCAAGGUCAAAAUCAGUCUAGGCUAACUGACUCUCUCCCAGUGGUAAGAGCCUCUUGUUGAAAUGUUGAGGUAUCUCACAAUCUCUCUCUCUCUCCUUUUACCCCUUUGUUGAAAUUAUUUACGAAAGUACAAUUAUUUAGUAGCAAAAUAUGAAAUGACAAAAAAAAAAAAGUGCUGCAUCACUUUGAUGUAUGAAGAUGCUUUACUGUAGCGUUCUGUGUGGAUUUCCUGUUGGUUAUCAGCUGGCCAUGACAUGGUGAUGAUGUAGGAGCUGGAAUCCAAUCAUGUCCAGAGGUGAUGCAUGUGAUAUAAGUGUUUCUCUCAAACAGACUUGAUGACAGACACAGGUCUGGAUGCAGAAGUGUGGGUGGAGAUAACGGAGGGGUGGUGCUUACUCCAUCCUAUUCUUGAGGCAUGUUAGAUGAGUUUCUCAUAAUGAUGAUGUGACUCCUAACCCUAACCUGUGUCUGCUGUAGGUUGAACUUGAGAUUUUCCUCUCUUUCUGAAACUUUCAUAAAAGGGGUUUUCUCUUCACCUGCUGCCAUGCAAGGUGCCACAGAGGUUACAAUUUUGCUCAAAGCUGUUUUCCCCACCCACUGUCAAUAAAUGCAAAUGUCAAUGUUGUUGCUCUCUUGUGUGAAGGAAACUGUAGUGCUUGUUUCUUCAAUGUUAGAUAUGACUGAUUUUUUUUUAAUCUUCAGAGUUAUUGCAGCCUGACCCAUGAAAGCUCUCUCUCUGCCUCCGUUUUCUUUGAACCUAUAAGCUGCUGUUUCCCAGAUGUAGAUUUGUGUAGCGUUGUAGUGUCAUCUCACAAGAACAACUGUUAAGUUUCAUUCAUUCGACGUGGCAGCAAAUGAACUCAUUGGGUGUGUGUAUAUAGCCUCCUGUCCUACUCUUUUGUCAAUAAAAUGGCAUUCCUGAUAUCACAGGUAUUUUAUGUUAAUUCUCUGCUCACUGCUUGCUAAAAUCAUUGGGAACAAUAAAGUUAUGUUUUGGCAGAGUUUCACCAGGUAGUGGGUUUACACACAGCCUGUGUUGCUAUGGUUACAGAAAGCAGUGCAUUGCCAUGGUAACUCAAAGCUUAAAGAUCUGGGGACCUACAGUGGUGUGAUGCUAUGGUAAUGCACAGCUGGGUGUUGUCGUGGCAAUGCACAGCUAAAAGUGUUGUGAUGCUGACACAUACCCCGGUCCCGUGCUGCUAUGGUAACGCACCGCUGGGUGUAUGUUUCUUUGUUACAACAGCAGAGGUUUCUGUUCCUACCCAGGGGAUGCAUAUUUGCCUACUGAUGCUGCAUUCAGAGAUGAAAUGGAUUAACCAGGACAAUGUCAAACUGACGUUUGAAGGUCGCAAACUGAUGAGACCAAAUGAGCGUGUGUGAGAGUCAUUGUUGUAUGCAUGUACACCUGCAGCGAUCAGGAGCGAAUGUCGAUCUCUGGAUAACAGGUCAGAGUUCAAAGGAGCCGUAAUCCAUUCAAUUAAACACAUUAAAAUCAGAGGUACCUGACAGCAGCAGUGUAAUCUGUGCAGCGCAUGUCAGGUCAUGAAUGUGACAGCUGGUAAACACGUUCUUUUUGUGUGUGUGUGUGUGUGUGUGUGGAAGAAGUUGAAGGAUAUACAUUUAUCAGUGUUUUUUUCUACAAGGCUUUCUAAGCCUACAGAGUGGUCCAGAUACCUCUUUAAAACUCUAUAUACAUCCAUACCUGGACAGAUAUAGCCUUCUAUAAUCCAGGAUGGACAUACUGUAGCUGGUCUGUUUGUGUCCCUGUGUAUGUGUCUGUUUGUCCCUCUGGUUCUGCCUUCAGCCCUGGGGAGAGGUCUGGCAACAGCACAGCCAUGAGUAAACUAAUAAGAGGUUAUGAAUGUUCAGUUCAUAGUUUGUGUAAGUAAGGCAGAGAAGAAUAGUAUACAAGAAGAACAGUAUAGUGCUAGUUGUUGACAGGUGUGUGUGUGUGUUACAGUCACAAGUAAUGACUUAAGGAAAGAAUGAGAGGGCUGGGAAGUGUGUGUGUGUCUAUGCAAAAAACAAGUUGCUACCCUUUCGAUCCUGAUCAUGUGACCUCACUGCUUGCUCGCUUGCUGCUGGUUAUAAAGCACAUGUUGGAUGUGGACUGUGAGGACUGAGUUCCUACCUAGAACAUAGUUCCUAGACACUAGAUCCUGCUGCUACUGCCGCCGUGCUCUGCUGUGAAAGAGGUAGGUACAUUCCUGGUCAUACCUGUAACGGGCUGUAGGGGGCGCUGGCACCAUGGAUUCUGGCAAAAAGAGGUUCUGUGUGUAAUAUGGAUACUCGUAAUUGAUAAAGGCCUCUACAUAGAGCUUUCACACUUCUGGCUCUGUGAGGCUUGAACAAUGCAGACAGGACAAGGAUUUAAAUCCAUAAAGUAUUCGAAUAUCCCGUUCUGUUCUUCGCCGACACUCAUCCCUCCAGAGCUGUCUGAAUCGGGAUGGUUUGAAAGUAAGGCUGUGGCAAAAAGGUUAUUUUAUAACGGUCAAAGUUUUACCUGCGGUCAGUGCCUUAAUCUGUGGGUCAAUUUUCAGUACAACCAGGUGAUGUGAAGCUGUGCUGGUCGGAUACCUGAGUGAUGAGCUAACUAGCUUGGUGGGGUGAUGUUGGUGGGAGAUGUAAACAUCAGAAGGGAGCUGUCGGUCCAGAAACGAGGGAGGGUGUAGGAAGGACCGCGAGAGGAGAAUAAGGCGGGCGUGUGUGUUCUUUUUCACCAACUUUGUUUUAUCUUGAAUAAGCAUGUCUCUUGUCCUGGUGUAAUCACAUGGUUUCUAUAAACAAGACAUGCCUUACCUGAUAUCGGUUUAUGGCUUGGCUGGGAUGGACUGAGCUGAGCAAUGUGAAGAAAAAAUGUAAUGGGCUAUAUUUUAUGUUUCUAUUCACUGAGAAGAGGACUAUUCAUAUAGUCCACACAAUGCAUGUGUGUAGUCGGUAUUUCUCUAUAGGCGAGAGAGUGGAGGGAAUUCACAGGACAUUAACAUUGAAGUUAGUCACCCUAGAUUACCAGAUUAUUUUAGGCAGGCAGCAGCACGAGUCGGUUGCCUAUUCAAACCACUUACAACCCCGCCCAAUUUGGUUCGAUAGCCGCAACCAGGCUGUGGGGGAAAGAAGCACAGCAUAGCAGUCAAUUGGGGUUAGCGAACGUUGGAUAGUUAUCCCUGAUAACAAUAUGUAACUGAUUGGUCUGCUCCAUUACUGGUCUUUUCACAGGGGCCAAACACCGUUUUGUAUUAACUUUGCAUACCUCCAUGUUUAUGUUCUAAAGUGGAAACUUACGUCAUAACGUGCAGCCAGUCGUAUUACUGCGGCUCUAUUAAUAACAGACCUGAUUGCGCACUUGUGUUUAGGAUAUGACUGGCUAUAAAGCUAUAUUCCUGCGUGUGUAAAACUGCAAGGCCACUAGGACAUCUAAAUGAACUGCUGGGAUUGUGAAACAUCUUUAUUAAACGAGCAUGGGCACACUUCCGCAAAUUCUCCCUGUACUGCCAGAAGAACGUGAGUGAUGUAUCAAUUGGCCAAUAACACCGCUUGCAGAAAGGCAGUUUAUCCAAUGGUAGGGCUGUUACGUAGCUGUUCAUCUGCCACACCUUUUGUGAACGUCGAAAGUCAAAUCAUCCAUUCAGUAACAGUUACUUGUACUCAGCUCGACGUGGUGGGUCAACAUAGCGUCUGUUUAUAUCCUAUGGCGACUGAUUGCGUGUCGAAGAUCGAGCUCUCCAUCUCGUGCAGCAACCUUCUAGACAAGGAUGUUGGUUCGAAGUCUGAUCCGCUUUGUGUGCUUCUGCAGAGCAUUGGUGAUGACAAGUGGGCAGAGCUGGACCGUACAGAGCGUGUGAAUAACUGCCAGGACCCCUCCUUCAGCACGCGCCUGCGUGUGGACUACUACUUUGAGAAGGUCCAGAAGUUGAAGCUAGGCGUCUACGACAUCGAUAACAAGUCUGUGGACCUGACCGAUGACGACUUCCUGGGAGGGCUUGAGUGCACUCUGGGACAGAUUGUCUCCAGUAAGAAGCUCACCAGACCAUUACAGCUGAAGAAGGGCAAGCCUGCUGGCAAAGGAACCAUCACUAUCACAGCGGAGGAGAUUAAAGACAACAGAUCCAUAGUUCUAGAGGCGGCAGCUAAAAACCUGGAUAAGAAGGAUCUUUUCGGGAAAUCUGACCCAUUUCUGGAGUUCUUCAAGCAGGGAGACGAUGGCCAGUGGCAGCUGGUACAUAGAACAGAGGUGGUGAAGAACAACCUGAACCCAUCCUGGAAGACCUUCACCGUGCCCCUGCAAACCUUCUGCAGCU